Crotalus tigris (Tiger rattlesnake) is the source of this 1829-nucleotide messenger RNA. RefSeq names its product tyrosine-protein phosphatase non-receptor type substrate 1-like. Bases 407 to 1732 code for a protein of 441 amino acids. The transcript is spliced from 8 exons. NCBI's taxonomy places the organism in Eukaryota, Metazoa, Chordata, Lepidosauria, Squamata, Viperidae. Gene Ontology annotation, cellular component: plasma membrane. The record is from RefSeq and is a predicted model, not a curated record.
AGAGGGGCGGGUCCUUCCCUUGCUAAAGCGGGAGCCGCGCAGACGGCAAGCUGCGCCCGAGCUGCAGAGCGAGGCAGGCGCUGCAGGAGCCAGCGGGGGCGGCCGAGGUGAAAGCCCAGCGUCCCCCCCCCCGCUACUUUCCCUUUCUGGCACCCGCCGCUGCUGCUGCUACGGGCAAAACGGGCCGGGGAAGCGGGGUCCACGUUCCCACCGAUGCCGCCCCCGCCGCUGCCCGCCUGACUCCCCUCCGGGGCUCCAGCCGGACCCAGCCGGGGUGAAGCCCCUUCCCCCCCCUCCUCGGAUUGGCCUCGGGGUCCCCGGACGACCCCACCCCCACCCCCAGCCCAGCGGGAAGAAGCCAGCGGGGGUCGUCGGAGCCCCCGCCUCCGCCCGUGUGGAAAGGAUCAUGGAAACGCUCGCCAUGUCACCUCGAGGUCUCUGGAUCUCUGUCCUGGCGCCUUUGCUGUUUUCCAGCUGCGCAGUUGUUACAGGACAAAAGAUGGAGGUAACACAACUUCCGGAAACCGUAUCGGUGAAAGCUGGAGACAGCCUCACUCUAAAGUGUACAUUGACUGGGGCAAAUUUACCCGGAGGCGUGCGGUGGUACAAAGGGCUGGACAGAAAUCAGCCCCCCAUUUACAGCGAUACACAAGGAGCUUCCAACCGGGGGGUGAGGCUGGUCGCGGGAUCCAACACGGACUUCAGCAUCGACAUCGCAAACAUCCGUCCUGAAGAUGCCGGGACCUACUAUUGUGUGAAGUUCAGGGCAGGGGCCCCAGACAGAGAACUGGCUUCGGGGAAAGGCACGCAGGUCUCCGUAAUUGCCAAACCAUCCCAGCCUGUGGUCCGUGGCCCCACAAGAAGAGUCACGGCAGGAUUUCGGGCCACCUUCAACUGCUCCACAGAGGGAUUUUCUCCCCAAGAGAUCACAGUCAGCUGGUUAAAGGACGGGAAAAAAAUACAGGCUGGCCAGACCAACAUCCUGAAUUCAGAUGGAACAGAGAGCAUCUCGUACCAAGCAGAGAACACGGUGGAAAUCCCGCUGGACCAAGGAGACGUGAGGUCUCAGCUGACCUGCCAGAUCCAACACAGAUCGUUGGAUGGUCCUCUCCAGCAGGCCUUCCAACUCGGUGAUGUCCUAAGAGUUCCUCCCAAAGUCCACCUGGAGACCAGCCCUCCUUCCCCUGUCCAGCUGAAUGCCACGGUGACGGUCACUUGCCACGCAGAAAGUUUUUAUCCGGACGAUGCAAAAGUGGAGUUGUUCCCCAAGGACCCCCCAAGCAGAAAAGGAACGGUUGGCCUGAAGACCCCGAAUCCAGACGGGACCUUUUCCCUCAAGAGUCAGCUGGAGAUGGUGGCCACCGAAGACAGGAACUCCUCCCUGUUCCUUUGCCAGGUCCAGCAUAAUUCCCAGCCUCUGGUCAACGAAACCAUCGUCCUCUUCAUUAGGAUGCAAACUGAAGACAACAGGAGUAAGACCAAUGGUCCAGAAAAUGAUAGGACAACCAUGAUCAUCAUUGCGGUGGUGGUGUGUUUCCUCCUGGUUGUGUUGGUAAUUGCAGUUAUCUGCCUCAUCCAAACGAGACACAGCAAAGGUAAAGACGCCACAGCUGUAAGGCUCCACGAAGCUGAGAAGUCUCCCGCGUUGACAAAUCAGGUAGGCCGAGCUAAAUUUCUUGAGCUGCUGCCUAGAAAUAAUAAUUACAGUAGUCAUCCGUUUGGCCUGAAAUAGCUUGAACUGACAGAACAGAACAACCUUUAACAGGAUAACAGAGAUGGAAGGGACUUUGGAGGUCUUCUAGUCCAUCCCCCUGCUCAAGCAGGAGACC